This is a messenger RNA of Pygocentrus nattereri (red-bellied piranha), 2667 nucleotides long. RefSeq names its product tyrosine-protein kinase ZAP-70. Bases 204 to 2030 code for a protein of 608 amino acids. Gene Ontology annotation, cellular component: cytoplasm; extrinsic component of cytoplasmic side of plasma membrane. The record is from RefSeq and is a predicted model, not a curated record. NCBI's taxonomy places the organism in Eukaryota, Metazoa, Chordata, Actinopteri, Characiformes, Serrasalmidae. Gene Ontology annotation, biological process: innate immune response; protein phosphorylation; cell differentiation. Gene Ontology annotation, molecular function: signaling receptor binding; non-membrane spanning protein tyrosine kinase activity; ATP binding. The transcript has 13 exons.
UCAAGCCAAGAUCACAAAGCUUCAUCACCUCCACAGACUGAAGACGUUUGUUAGCGCUCUCAUACACCAGUUGAUUUGGGCCUAAGUGUCUCUCGCUCUCUCUCUCCCUCUCUCUCUCUCUCUCUCUCUCUGGAGGCUCCCAGCCUUGACUGUAUCUCCUGACCGUCUGACCAUCACCAUCCCCUCCCCGGCCCCCCCCCACCAUGAUCGACGCUGCGGCUGACCUGCCCUUCUUCUAUGGCAGCAUCAGCCGCUCAGAGGCGGAGCAGCACCUGAAGCUGGCCGGCAUGGGCGAUGGCCUGUUCCUGCUGCGGCAGUGCCUGCGCAGCCUGGGCGGCUACGUGCUCUCAAUUGUGUGGAACCUGGAGUUCUACCACUACCCUGUGGAGAAGCAGCUGAACGGAACAUACUGUAUCUCAGGAGGGAAACCGCACUGCGGCCCUGCGGAACUCUGCGAGUACUACAGUAAAGAUGCAGAUGGCCUGGUCUGCACGCUAAGGAAGCCCUGCCUCCGUGCCGCAGACAUGUCCAUCAAACCCGGAGUCUUCGACAGUCUGAGGGAGAACAUGCUCAGAGAGUACGUCAGACACACCUGGAACCUGGAGGGCGAGGCCAUGGAGCAGGCCAUCAUCAGCCAGGCUCCUCAGCUGGAGAAGCUUAUAGCCACCACGGCCCAUGAGAAGAUGCCCUGGUACCACAGCAAAAUCCCGCGGCAGGAGGGCGAGAGGCGACUGUACACCGGUUCUCAGCCAGACGGCAAGUUUCUGGUGAGAGAACGAGAUGAAUCGGGCACCUUCGCUCUCUCGGUGAUGUAUGGAAAAACGGUGUACCACUACCAGAUCCUGCACGAUAAGUCGGGGAAAUACUCCAUGCCAGAAGGAACCAAAUUUGACACAGUGUGGCAGUUGGUUGAGUAUUUGAAGAUGAAGCCAGAUGGCCUUGUCACGUUACUGCGAGAGCCCUGCAUAAACCAGAACAACUCAAACCUGACUCCAGCAGUGCCGGCAGGAAGGAGGGCGAGAGGAAACGGCUACACACCGCCCCCUGAAGUUCCUGGAGCAUGUAUAACCUUGUCCAACCUCCCUCCCGGGAGGAAUCUGCCGAUGGACAGUGAUGAGUUUGUCAGCCCGUACGCUGACCCGAAAGAGCUCCAAGAGAAGACGCUCUUCAUCAAGCGCGAGAAGCUGAUGGUGGACGAAGUGGAGCUUGGGUCAGGCAACUUCGGCUGUGUGAAGAAAGGAGUGUAUAAGAUGAAGAGUAAGCACAUAGAUGUGGCCAUUAAGGUUCUGAAGAGUGAGAAUGAGAAGUCGGUCAAGGAUGAGAUGAUGCGCGAGGCUGAGAUCAUGCACCAGCUGGAUAAUCCCUACAUUGUGCGCAUGAUUGGACUGUGCCAGGCUGAGGCGCUGAUGCUGGUCAUGGAAAUGGCCUCUGCUGGACCACUCAACAAGUUCCUCUCCUCCAAGAAAGAUCAGGUGCCAGUGGAUAACGUGGUGGAGCUGAUGCACCAGGUGUCGCUGGGGAUGAAGUAUUUGGAGGAGAAGAAUUUUGUGCAUAGAGACUUAGCGGCUCGUAAUGUGCUGCUGGUGAACCAACAUUAUGCCAAGAUCAGCGACUUCGGCCUGUCUAAGGCUCUGGGAGCAGAUGACAACUAUUACAAGGCUCGUACAUUAGGAAAAUGGCCUCUGAAGUGGUACGCUCCAGAGUGCAUCAACUUCCACAAGUUCUCCAGUAAAGGCGAUGUUUGGAGUUUCGGGGUCACCAUGUGGGAAGCCUUCUCUUAUGGAGGAAAGCCUUACAAGAAAAUGAAAGGCCCAGAGGUGAUCAGCUUCAUUCAGAAUGGCAGCCGCAUGGACAGUCCACCUGGCUGCCCGGAGCCCAUGUAUGAGCUGAUGAAAGACUGCUGGACAUACAAGUAUGAAGAGAGGCCAGGCUUUGCGAAGGUGGAGGAGAAAAUGAGGACCUACUAUUACUCCAUUUCUAAGAAGGCUGCCACUGAGGCAAAUGGAGAAACCGUGAAAGCUGAUGAUUAGCACAUCUCAGGGCCCUCAGUGCCAGCCCUGACUGCACCGUUCAGUGCUUUUCAUGCUCAUGAAGGAAUUUAUAACAGCCCGUGUGGAGCUUAUGUAUAUUAGAAAAGGGACGUGCAGUGCAGGAAUGGGAUUGGGAUCCAUUGCCUUAGACUGUGGCCUCCCGCAGGACCUGCUGUGCUGAAAUAUUCCAAGCAAAAGCUGAUGACUUUUGUUUUUAGAAAAAUAAGGGCUAUUUCUGUCACAUCCUGUUUGACAUAGUGAUGCAAGUUAAGCAGUCUUUGUUUUCCUUUUUGAGAAUGAACGCCUAGCGCUUGCUUUUACGUGUCAUUGCCACUUCAUGUUUUCCAAAAGUAUUCAAACGAUGAUGGCAGACAGUCUGAGCUAAACAUCAGAGAGGAAAUUCUGAAUGUUACUUUUGUACUGCUGAUUGGCAGCCAAGAAAAAAACGCCCUCUCGAUUCACUCCAAGAAAUUAAUCUGGUUGAAGAAUGAGGUCAUAUUUUAAAAAACUCAUCAAUGUUUUCACAUUCAGAGUUCUCUCUGAAUACACUCUAUAAUUUAAUGCUUCGGAGUGGAUUCAUGUCGUACUUUUUGUUGGAUGUUCUCAUGUUUACGUGUAAUAAACCAUGCAAAAACAA